This is a messenger RNA of Aspergillus saccharolyticus JOP 1030-1, 2105 nucleotides long. RefSeq names its product serine/threonine-protein kinase RIO1. The transcript has a single exon. The record is from RefSeq and is a predicted model, not a curated record. Gene Ontology annotation, biological process: maturation of SSU-rRNA. NCBI's taxonomy places the organism in Eukaryota, Fungi, Ascomycota, Eurotiomycetes, Eurotiales, Aspergillaceae. The coding region runs from base 74 to 1786 and encodes 570 amino acids. Gene Ontology annotation, molecular function: protein serine/threonine kinase activity; ATP binding. Gene Ontology annotation, cellular component: preribosome, small subunit precursor; cytosol.
CAGUGUUUGGAGGCAAGCAACAAAGUCAAGGAAUUCUGUCGCACACGGUGUCGGAGAGUUCUCUUUGUUCAAUAUGGUGACUUCGAGCACAGAUGCGCAAGCGUCAGGUCUUGCCGAUGGAUUGACCCCGGCUCACACUUACAUUCCCAACCAAGGGUAUGUGAAUGCUGAUGGCAGUCUCCCCGCUAUGGCGGGGCAAGAUCCUGAGGCGCAAAACGGCGAGGGCGACGAGGACGAGUUCUACGACGACAUUUUCGAAGACGAGGAAGAGGAAGAUAUGGAUGAAGAAGAUUUCAACUCCUCCAACCCAUCGGAUCUCACGAAAGCUUACAAUCGUCAACGGAAGGUCAACGAACUCGCCGCCGAUCCCAAUGUCCCCAAGUGGACAUACCCGAAGACAAACUCCCAGAAACCGACUGUCAAUACACACGCCCUGGUAGACGACCAGAUCAAGUCUCUGACGAAACAUGCGGGCAAGAUCAAGUUGGACGACAUGCAGUCGGGCAUGGCAGCCCGUGGUGACCGCGGUGGCGACCGUGCCGACAGAGCGACCUCCGAACAGGUCCUGGACCCCCGGACACGAAUGAUUCUGUUGCAGAUGAUCAACCGUGAGAUUGUGUCAGAGAUUCACGGUUGCUUGUCGACCGGUAAAGAAGCCAACGUCUACUACUCCAUCUCCUACCCCAACGCCGACGACCUCACCCCCGUACACCGCGCCAUCAAGGUCUACAAGACGAGUAUUCUGGUGUUCAAGGACCGCGACAAAUAUGUGACGGGUGAAUUCCGCUUCCGCGGCGGAUACAGCAAGAGCAACAACCGCGCUAUGGUCAAGCUGUGGGCGGAGAAGGAAAUGCGCAACCUGCGCCGCAUCUACUCCGCCGGCAUCCCGUGCCCGGAGCCCGUCCACCUGCGCCUCCACGUCCUCGUCAUGGGCUUCCUCGGUAAUUCGAAGGGUGUCGCCGCCCCGCGCCUCAAGGACGUCGAGUUCGAUAUUCCCGACCCGGACGCCAAGUGGCGCGAGAUCUACCUGGAGCUGCUUGGCUACAUGCGCGUCAUGUACCAGACCUGCCACCUGGUCCACGCCGAUCUGAGCGAGUACAACAUGCUCUACCACAAGAACAAGCUGCACAUUAUCGACGUCAGUCAGAGUGUCGAACACGACCACCCGCGCAGUCUCGAGUUCCUGCGCAUGGACAUCAAGAACAUCAGCGACUUCUUCCGUCGCAAGAACGUCGACGUCCUCCCCGAGCGCACCCUCUUCGAGUUCAUCAUUGCCGAAGACGGCCCUACCACCCACACCCCCGUCGAGCCCAUGCUCGAAGCCAUCGAGCACCUGUAUGCUACCCGCGGCGAGAAGGGCGACGAGGUCGACACCGCUGUCUUCCGCCAGCAGUACAUCCCUCAGACCCUCGAGCAAGUGUACGACUUUGAGCGCGACGCUGAGCAAGUCCGCGCUGGUAAGGGCGCAGACCUGGUCUACCGGGAUCUUCUCGCCGGCGGCAAGCCAUCCGCCGCCGCCGACCACGAGGAGGAGGACGACGAAGAGGCCAGCGACGCCGGCUCCGAUGUAAGCGGCGGCGUCUCCGUCGAGGGCGCCGAGCUCCAGGACGGCGAGGUCGACCCCUUCGCACCCAAGCCUCCACGCGGCAAGCGUUUCGAGGACAAGGACGAGAAGCGCGACCACAAGCAGAAGGUCAAGGAGGAGAAACGGGAGAAACGCGCCAAUAAGAUGCCCAAGCACAUGAAGAAACGCCUGGUAUCGUCAUCCACGCGCAAGAAGAAAUAAACUAGACCUUCACAUCCAUCGGUGUCUAUCUUCUUACGUUUUUUUUGUUUUGGAUUUGAGGAACACAUCUCAUCCUCUGCCGAGUGCCUCCAGGGAGAGAAAAAAAGCUCAUUUGUUUAUUUUCGCACGAUCUCAUGAUGAUACUUGAUGACUCCGGGAUUCUUUCUUCUGUUUGUGUCUUUGUGUUUGGGUCGUAAUGGUUGGUGUUGUCCAUGUCUAUAAAUCACCGGGGAGCAAAUAGAUACAUAUACAUGAUAAGUGGGAGCGUCGAAUGUGAAUAAGAGCUCGCUUCAACGCAAUACCGAAGCAACUACAUGCA